Closterium sp. Naga37s-1 is the source of this 2625-nucleotide messenger RNA. The record is from the annotation of a GenBank genome assembly. Lineage: Eukaryota; Viridiplantae; Streptophyta; Zygnematophyceae; Desmidiales; Closteriaceae.
AUGGCGCUAAAAGACAAAGUUGUGUUGAAGAUGGGCGACACGAUCGUCGACGUGCUGAUGGGCCCCGUUUACGUCGAGAGCGUCGUGCGCCAUUACCCGAACCACGCGGUCUUUUCGCCCGCCGACGCCAGCAGCGCCUCGCUUUUCGCGAAGCGCGAGGGGCCGCUGCCGCCCGGGCGGGUGCUUAAGCCGGGGCGCUGUUACCACCUCGUGCGGAAGGCGCAAGGGAAGGGCGGGGUUACGGGCGGAGCGGAGUGCGCGCACGCGGAUGAAGGCGGGACGGCGGGGCGAAAGCCUCCGCGGGAUUUGCGCAAGACUCCUUCCGCCAACGGCAGGAACGAGCGUAACUUAUCUCCGCCCUCCGCGCAUCCUCAUUCCGCCGUUCCGCCAUUGGUGCACGUGCCCGCGCGGUCCCCGCCCCGCGUCACUAUUCUCGUGAAGCCCCGCCAUCGCGUCAAUCACAGCACCAGCGCGCUCCCCGACUUUUCCCCCGACGCCUCUCCGCCACACGCGCGCAUCUCCGCCGCCGCCGCUCCAGGGCCGUUCGCCACAGGCGCGCACACCCCUGCUCACGCGGAUGGCGGAGCGAGCAGGCGGCGCGCGGGAGAGACGGGCGGGAUGGCGCCGAACGGGAAGACGGGGGAGAGCCACGCGGGGGACGGACAGGGCGUGGGGCUGGCGGCUUCCCCCGGGCGGCUGAUGGUGCCCGCGCUGCGGCGGUCCAGGCGCGGCAUGCACCGCCCGUGCAAAUCGUUGAGCGGAAGUCCGGAGGAGAUAGGGGGACUCGCGGAAGAGGCGUGGGGGGGUGACGACGACGGGGGAAAGGCGCGGGACGGGCGAUGGCGCAGCGCGCAUGUGACUCCGCUGGGGAGCGCGCACGCGACGCCGCACGGCAGCCCGUAUGGCAGCGCGCACGCGAGUCCCUUGCGCGGGUCGCUCCCCUCGUCAUGCAGCAAGGCGGCCGCGCCGCUCUACGCCAGCGCGCUGAGGCCCAGGACCGCGGGCGGGGAGCGUAGCGGGGGGAAGGGCGCGGGGGCGGGGGCGAGGGCGGGGAGCAGCCCGCUGACGCGCAGCCACGGGCGCAGGCACUCGGGUGGGGAGGGCGUGGGGGGUGCGGCGGCGCUGGACGCGGUAGAGGCGCUCAUUGGCGCGCAGAGGGUGCUGAGCAUGGCGGAGGGGGGCAGGGGGAGGAGGGGGGGGGAGGAGGAGGAAGGGGGAGAGAUGCGGGGCGAGGGGAAGGCGGAGGGGAAGGGCGGGCAGGGGUGGGCGGAAGCACUGGUGGAGAGGAUGAGGCAGCUGAGUCCGCUGAGGGGGAGGAGCCCCUUGAGGGGGAGGAGUCCCAUGAGGGGGAGGAGUCCGCAGAGCGGGAGGAGCCCCACGUCCCAGCGCGUGCAUGCUGUAGCAGACAGCAGCCCUGGGCGCAGGAGCGGUGGCAGCGGUGACAAUAUGGGUGGCAUGAGUGGCGGUGGCAGUAUGGGAGGCAUGGGUGUGGGGGCGGAGGGGCAGCGCAGCCCUGACCUGGCACGGCCGCCCUGUGCUGUGCCCAGGAGAAGCAGCUUCAGCCCUCCACGCAUGGCGCCUGGCAGCAGUUUCAGCCCGCCGCACAUGGACUUUGACCAAGGAGAGCAUGCCUGGCAGCACCCUGAACCCAGCCCCCCCAUGCUGCACCCCCCCACGCCUGUGCUGUUUCUCACCAGGCCCGCCCACUCUUCUUCCCCUCCUUCCCAGCGCUGCGCCGCGUCCACCACCCCCUCGCAGCACUCUCCCCCCCACGCUGCCGCCCCCUCAUACCGCUCUCCUCCUCACGAUGACACACUCGGGCGUCACCAGGGGGCCUCCAUGAGCCCUCGCCCUGUGAGCCCUUGCCCUGUGAGCGAUGUGGAAGGAAGGGGAGAGAUGGACACAGAGAUGUGGUGUGAUGGGGUUGGGAAUGAGUGGACGAGGCAGGGGCAGCAGCAGGGGGGGCGCGGGGAGGAGGCGCGCAGUGAGUUGAAGCGCAAGGCACGUGACAAGGGAAGUGAGGGUGACAGGGCCAAGCAGGGGAGCAGGGGCCGUGAAGACAGUGGCAGUGAGGGCAGAGGGCGAGAGCGCAGCCCGCUGAGGCGCCUACUGCACGCCAUCUCCCUGGACAGCAAGGGCAGUGACGGCGACAAUCCCAAGGAGGAGAGCAGUGGCCAUGGGCAGGAGGGCAGAGGCCAGGACCGCAGCCCGCUGAGGCGCCUGCUGCACGCCAUUUCCCUGGACGCCCCCUCCCGCCCUGGCAGGCCCAGGCGAGCCGUGGAUGACAGCAUGGUGGGCAGCAGCAGCAAGGGCAAGGCAGCACACGGAACACAGGGUGUAGCAGCUGCAACAACGGCAGGGGCAGCGGGCACAGCAGCAUCAGCAGAAGAGGACAUGGAGUGGCAGGCGGCGGUGCAGGCGUUCAGGCGGAGAGUAGAGGUGCUGAACGGGGAGUGCCUGUUCAACUGGUCCACGGUGACAGCCGGCAAGGAGGAGAGGCGCGCCGUGAUGUGGAAGCCCGACCUGCCCGACGUGCAGGAGGCGAGUGAUGCCGGGUCGUUUGCGGCGCCCAUCACACGGCACAAGCGGACACUGUCCGCUCAGAUCACCAGCUGGCUGAGCUAG